Messenger RNA from Cordyceps militaris CM01, 1062 nucleotides. RefSeq names its product metal homeostatis protein bsd2. Bases 1 to 1062 code for a protein of 353 amino acids. Gene Ontology annotation, cellular component: perinuclear region of cytoplasm; Golgi apparatus; endoplasmic reticulum. Lineage: Eukaryota; Fungi; Ascomycota; Sordariomycetes; Hypocreales; Cordycipitaceae. Gene Ontology annotation, biological process: vacuolar transport; ubiquitin-dependent protein catabolic process; positive regulation of protein ubiquitination. The transcript has 2 exons. The record is from RefSeq and is a predicted model, not a curated record.
AUGGCUGGCCGCUACGAACGAGUACGUCAGACAUUCGAUGCGAUCUCGCCAGCGCCUUGUAUUAACGUGCUCUAUCAGGUCAACGUCCAGGACGAGGAAGACGCCCGCCCACCCCAACACAGCCUCGGCCACGCAGCUGUUCCCAACUCGCCACCACCGUCGUUUCGCUCCCGCGCCUCGUCCCGCACGCGGCGGAACCAGGUCGACUCGGACCUCGCCGACGCCUUUGACAGCGACAAUGAUAGCGACGACGAGACGGACGAUCGACAGCGUCUAGUACGCCAGGUGGCAGCGACGCCAGCGACGACGGCUAGUGGGAGCACGUCGCCGGCACCAGUCGCACCGUACACGCCGCCGUCGGCAGCAUCGGCGUCGGCGACGACAAGGGGGCGCGUUGUUGGCGGCGGCGUCGGCACCGAUGGCGUGUUUGCCAACAUGUCGGCGCGGCCAGAGCGAGAGGCGGCCGUUGAGAAGGAAGAGAUGCCACCGACAUAUGAGCAAGCCGCAGCAGACUCUGCGCCCCCGUACUGGGAAACGACGAUUCUGGCCCCCGGCCUCGGCGGGCUCGACGAGGUCUACGUCGACGGCAUGCCUGUCGGCUCCGUCUUUUCGUUCAUUUGGAACGGCAUGAUUUCAACCUCAUUCCAACUCGUCGGCUUCCUGCUGACGUACCUGCUGCACUCGACGCACGCAGCCAAAAACGGCUCCCGCGCCGGCCUCGGCAUCACGCUCAUCCAGUACGGCUUCUAUAUGAAAGGCACAGCGGACGGCGAGCCCCCCGCCAUGGGCGGCGGUGGCCCUGACGGCUACGCCGAGCCCCAGGACCCGAACGCGCACGAUUUUCAGCCUGGCGACGUCGCCGGCGGCAGCGGAUCGGUAGACUUUUCGGGCGGCGCGUGGAUGGCAUACGCCCUGAUGAUUGUCGGCUGGUUCAUCCUUAUCAAGAGUGUGGCCGACUUUUUGCAAGCCCGUCGCCACGAGCAGCUCGUCAUGCAGAGCCCGGAUCGCGGGCUCGGCGUGCCUGUCAUUGCCGAGGGCGAGUCGUCGGAGCGCGUGGUCUGA